GUUGAUCAGUUUCGUAGCAUUUAAGUUUAGUUUUAUAUCAUUUACAACAUGUUUAAGUUUUCGUUUCAAGUGGAAUCAGAAGAAGAAUCGGCUUUAUCAAAAGAUGAAAAUUUGGUAGUGACCUCACAAAAAUCGAAUGAAAAUGAAACACGUGCAGAAGACACUCCGGUAUAUCCUUGCGAAGAACUAUGUGUAGAUACAAUCCUUGUUGGACCCCGAUCCAUUAAUCCGGAAGUAACGUGCAAUUUCACCCCGGUACCGGAAUGUUCGAUAGCGUACCUCAACCAUCUAGCUCUGCUGGAAGAGACAUUCACCGACGAUAUUGUCACGGCCGAACUAGAUCAUUCCGAUCUCGUGCCCAAUCGCUACGAGGGAGGGUUGAAGGUUUGGGAGUGUACGUUCGAUUUGGGAAAGUUUCUGGUUAGCUCGGAGGACCUUAAGGCGCUGUUUCAGGGAAAGAAAGUGCUUGAUCUUGGCUGUGGCGCGGGAGUUUUGGGCAUCGAGGCGAUCCAGCUUGGAGCCAGUAGUGUACAUUUUCAGGAUUAUAAUAAGGACGUCCUCACGAAAACGACGAUGAUAAACUAUGAUCUAAAUUGCCGUUCGGAUGAUAAGAACGGGUCGGAUGUACCAGUCGCUGCAGUCAAGUUCUUUUCCGGCGAUUGGGGUAGCUUUACGGACAAUUACGAUGAAAAGUACGAUAUUAUUCUAACGUCGGAAACGAUAUACUCUACCCAGAACUAUGGAAAACUUCUGCAACUGUUCGACCGAAAGUUAGAAGCCGAUGGAAUAAUAUAUCUCGCAGCUAAAACUUACUACUUCGGAGUCGGCGGAGGUGUCCGGCUGUUUGAAGAUGCACUGGCAUCCGAUGACCGCUUCCAGUGCGAAACCGUUUGGAAGUGUGAUAUAGGAGUGAAGCGAGAAAUACUGAAAAUUUCCCGAAAGUAAGUCAUGCUGCAAUACAAUCUUUAAAGGCACAAAAGUCGGUGAUUUGUUUUGAAAGAUAUAUUUAAAAUAUAUACUCUACUAAAGUUGUCAUAAAUUUAUGUGUGUUGUUGCAUUUACUAUCUUUUCUCGUAACAGACUCUCCGGUUUGUGUUUUUUCUUAUCUCUUGAUCUCUCUCUUCCUUUCCAUGUACUAAUAAGUAUAAUUUUUACUCGUUUGUUUUCUCUCUUGG
This is a messenger RNA of Anopheles coustani, 1175 nucleotides long. RefSeq names its product histidine protein methyltransferase 1 homolog. The record is from RefSeq and is a predicted model, not a curated record. Gene Ontology annotation, molecular function: protein-L-histidine N-tele-methyltransferase activity. Bases 49 to 945 code for a protein of 298 amino acids. Gene Ontology annotation, biological process: peptidyl-histidine methylation, to form tele-methylhistidine. Lineage: Eukaryota; Metazoa; Arthropoda; Insecta; Diptera; Culicidae. The transcript has 4 exons.